Molecule: messenger RNA, 3840 nt
Organism: Salarias fasciatus (jewelled blenny)
Lineage: Eukaryota; Metazoa; Chordata; Actinopteri; Blenniiformes; Blenniidae
Gene: asphd2
Product: aspartate beta-hydroxylase domain containing 2
Exons: 5
Coding region: 597-1706 (369 amino acids)
Cellular component (GO): membrane
Source: RefSeq, a predicted model, not a curated record
CUGGGUAGCUUCCCUGGUGGAGCCUCAGUAUUUACAUCAAUAUUAACAGAAGCUUGUCCGCGGUGCUGUCCAGCUCAGACAGACAGACAGGGAGUCCGCCCGUCGUUAGGACUUCUCUUGUGCAUUUCGGAGCUGUUUCCUAUGAUGUUGGCGAGUGAUAUCCGUCUGCCGUGUGCACUGCAGUGGUGCGCAGCUUCGCCUGGAGAAACACCUGUGCGCCUCUCCUCUCCACUGGCCACAGUCAUGAAUGUUCAAUAGGGAACAGAUAACCCUGAGGCGCGGCGUCUGUCUGCAUUCGUCUGAGAGGAGCGGAGAGGGGAGCAGCACGAGCACCGCACAGCCAGACAUCAUGCACGGAGAAGCCUUCCCUCGCUGCAGAGCGCUGAGAUGCUAGGACUGAGGAGCCAGUGUGUCAGAUCGAAUCAGCAGACUGUUUACAUCAGGGGGGCCGAUAAGAGCCGCUUGACACUCGACUCGCUAACACCCCGCGCGUGGUUCAAGACCUCUUUCACUCACAGUCAGGAAAAAGGCGUUAACUGAUCCUUCAUCAGCACUUUAUUUUUCUGUCAGAUUCAGCAAUCCAGAAUCAAGCCGGAAUGGAGUGGUCUCUGGAGAGCGUGCGGGAGAUGGUGGCCGGGGGGAUGCAGUCCAUAAGGGAGUGUGAGAUCUGUGCUUUUGCCAUCGCCAUGUGUGUGCUGCUGCUCUUCAUGUGGUAUUGUUACAGGGUGGGCCGGGAGCACGGCUCCAGCCCGCUGAGAGGGAGGUAUCUGGCCGGGUCGGGCCGGAUCGGAGGGGUGGUGGGGGGCUUCAUGAGUUCGGACUGUCGCGGCCGGGGGAAGGGGAAGCACGGGUCGCUGUUGGAGGAGCAGAACGGCUUCGCUUUCUGCCAGUCGUCCGAGUGCUUCCGCUGCACGAGCGCCGGGGAGAGUCUGAACCAGAGGCUGUAUCACAGCCUGCAGGAUUACGCCAAGCGCUAUACCUGGUCGGGUAUGGGGAGGGUGCACAAGGGGGUCCGGGACCAAGGCCGGUACCUGAACAGCCGACCCACCAUCCAGCGGCCAGAGGUCUUCUUCCUGCCCGACCUACCGUCGGCCCCUUUCUUCUCCAGAGAAAUACAGAGACAUGACGUGGAGCUGCUGGAGCAGAGCUUCCCCGCCCUCCUGGCCGAGUUCGAGAGCAUCUACCACCAGCCGCCGGCCCGCAGCGGCUCCUCCCUCCCGCCGGGGUGGAAAGCCAACAACACCCCUCGAGGGCAGUGGUGGACCUACUACCUGGUCAACCAGGGCACCCCGCUGGUCCUCAAUGUCAGGAGGUGUCCCCGGGCGUGGAGGGUGCUGGGCCAGCUGCGCACCUUCAUCGCAAACAACGUGUUUGGCAACGCCUGCUUCUCCGUGCUGACGCCCGGAGCGCUCAUCACCGAGCAUUACGGGCCGACAAAUGUCAGGCUGCGCUGCCACCUGGGUCUCAGAGUGCCCCCCUCCUGUGAGCUCGUCGUCGGUGGAGAGCCACAGUGCUGGUCUGAGGGCAGCUGUCUGCUUUUCGACGACUCUUUCCUCCACAGGGCUUUUCACGAGGGCGGUGCAGAGGACGGCCCCAGGGUGGUCUUCAUGGUGGACCUGUGGCACCCGAACGUGGCUGCGGCAGAGAGACAAGCCUUGGACUACAUUUUUACUCCCGGCCGUUUAGAGGACAAGGAGGGAAAAUAGGUGUGAGUGUGAAACCAUGUCGUUUAGGGAAGUGUGUGUAGGACUGGGGAGCAACUGGGUUUCUGCCUCUAGACCAGCUCUCAUGUUCACUGUGUACAUAUUCUCCGGCUCUUACACUAUUGCUCAUACGUCUUCUUUAGCAGAUGACGAAACAUUGGGCCUCUUUUAUCAGUCGUGUUUAUGCCUGUAUAGUUGUUUGAAAUUAUGCCAUAAUUUAAAGUGCAUCCUUCUUCUUUUUUUCCAAACCUUCGGUCACAGUAGUUCACCGAGCCAUUUGAAUAAUGUAUAUUACUACCAUGGCAGGGACACUGUUGCUUAUUUAUUGCUGUUUUUUUAAACUUUGAAUCAUUGAAUGUUUGUUUGUAUAAAGAUGAAUGAUGUGAUUGAACAGUAGAAAUGUUGCUCAGCAGUUAGCUUCCAACAGCUAGGUGUGUUUCCCAUUUUUAUCACUUCUAUAGCCAACUCUUAACAAUCCUAAAACAACUCAUGAUACAUUUAUUUAUUAGUUAAAACAGUUCAGCAGUGUAGAGAUGAAUUCAAGAUAGAAAGCACAGUAAAUUACAGAAAUAUUUAACGGCUCUUAGUGAGUCAAAAGAAACAAUGAGAGACUGUUCUGGGUCCAAAGGUUAAGGUUUUCUAUUCUCUGUGAAGGAGCUGGAACCUUUGACUAAACAUUCACGAGCCCCAACUUUCUUCCAAGCCUUAAAAAGGGUGCAUGACAGCAUGUGACACCGACACAUAUUCUGCAAAGGGCUACAUAAUUUGGUAAUUCAACGUUUUGUAUUCCAAUCAUAUCCAUUAGAAUUUUUGGUUCAUAUACCAAGACACAGUUUUGCACAAACGUCUCUUUCUUCCAAAAGCAAACAUCUUCACUUAUCGGACAAACUUUAGACUGUUUACUCUGUUAUGAAUGACUGGACACUCUCCUGCUUACUGAAUGUUGACACGCUGUCACUGAUUGUAAAGCAUUGCAUAAAACCACAACGCCAUUGAUGCUCGAAUGAUUUGUCAGUCUGCUGUGUGAAACGGUUUUACACCUCAAGCCAUGUUCACCCAGUAGUAUAUAAUCAAUUAUUAGAUUAUGAACCGGUUGCGCAGUGUUGUGUUGCAUUCUGGUUCAAUUAGAAACUAUUUCAAAUGAACAUGCAUUGCAUAUAGUGCUGCAAUAAAAAGAUCCUUUGCAUAUCAGUAUGCCGGCGAUCAGUCGUAUGUAGUUUGGUAACUGAGGUCCAAUGUCAAUCAUGAUUUGAAUGUUUACAGACGCAGCUAAUGUCUCUGUCCUGACUCCUGCCGGUGUGGUAGUUAGUCGUGCUCCCCUUCGAAAAUCGGUCCCGCUCUCACAAGACAUGGUUAGAUAAGCACAUUUUUAGCUGAAUUUGUGUGAGUCGGCCUGUGCUGUAACGCCGAAGAUGACGCGUUUUUGCUGAAUUUACUAAACUCUUGUAAUUUGGUUGCAUUUGAUAUCGAGUUUGUAUUCUUGUAAAUAUGGCUGAAGGCGAAGAGGAAAAAAAAAAAAAAAAAACCUGGAAAGGUUUGAGAUGUUUUGGAAUGAUUGUCUUCAGUGCUUCAACAAUUGUGUUGUCUUGAUUUAAAGCUGCAGUGGCUGCAUUUCAUCGUCAGAACGCCCACCAUGAAUCCAUUUUGAUAGACUGAAUUUGUAUAUUCUGUAAAAUGUUUAUGAAGUACUAUCUCUGUUGUUCUGUGAUGGGUUUUAUUUAAUCAUUGUGUUUUAGCAGCGCCAUUAUUAAAGCAACAACUCCUAAUUCAUCAACAGCUUCCCACCGAUAUAUAAUGUCUCAAAGGUAGUGAAAAUCAACCUCCAGCUGUUGCUGCUCCUCGCAAAUUCAACUUAACCAUCAAUUCUGUUCUGAUGUUUACAAAAAAGGCGAUCAUUUGUGAGCUGUUUACAUUGGACGGCACUGACACUCACAUUGAGAUGUCCAUGAUUGGGUGGAAAAUCAGGAGUGCUGUGAAUUCUGAAAAUGGUCAUUCCCAAAGCAUUUGCUUAUACAGUCUUAUGGUGGGGCAACCAUUUGUUUACAUGUGGAUCAAGGAUUUGUCCUUUAGCACAUUCUUGUGUGGAUUUUGAACAGUAUUUCUGUACAUUUAAUAAAUGGUGGAGUAUCUUAUUUAA